This is a messenger RNA of Umbelopsis ramanniana AG, 820 nucleotides long. RefSeq lists its product as uncharacterized. Bases 38 to 574 code for a protein of 178 amino acids. The transcript has a single exon. NCBI's taxonomy places the organism in Eukaryota, Fungi, Mucoromycota, Umbelopsidomycetes, Umbelopsidales, Umbelopsidaceae. The record is from RefSeq and is a predicted model, not a curated record.
GUUUCUUCUUUACCUCCACCAUUAUUAUAUUUCCUCCAUGCCUCACAUGCCCUUUCUAUCUUCUCGUGUAUUGAGAAAUUCUCCACCCGCUGCAAAACUUCAAGAUAUGUUUCAACAUGGCAGACGACGGUCCAGCAGUCAAUCAUCAAGAAGGACUAACGGGUCAAAUGAAAAUGACAGUUUAGAGGACUCAUCAUCACACAACUCGCACCGUCUGUCACAUAUUAUCGCAAAACACUUUCCAAAGAAGCAAGAGGUUGUUCAGGAGCACGAAAUAGACUUUCCUACAGAACUGCAAAAACUUCAAGAGAAAUUUGAAUCAGCCAGAACAGAAACAAAUUUUGCCACCGUCUCACAGGGCUCUGUAUAUUAUCACGAAGACUACAUCACUUGCGAGGAUGCCAUUAGAGAAAUGACCGAAGCUUGGUCACUGCUGAUGGACCUGGUUGAUCGCGACACUUGGCGCGUAGAUGAUGAGGCUCAAAGCUUAGAAAUGGAUAUCAAGGCGUUAAUUGAUGUGUUUGCUUGUCUACCAAGGAUAGAUCGCCAUAUGGACGACAACGAUGAUGAAUAAUGCUAUAAGUCGGAGCGUUCUAUUUGUACAGAAAUCGUACUUUUGUAAAUACUUCCAUUUUGUUUUUCUUCUCAAAUUUAUAUCAUAUUUCCAUUCCCCCUCGCAUAUCACAUACCUGAUCAAAUAACCUAAACAUCCUCAUUCAAAUGACACAAGCCACUCAUGUAUUUUUGAGAAUCGCAUGCAACUUAUGUAGCAGUAGCAUUUUUUUGUUUUUUCAAGAAAGCAAUAUAUUUCUGUUCGCAG